Messenger RNA from Pneumocystis jirovecii RU7, 2061 nucleotides. Its product is annotated as tRNA uridine 5-carboxymethylaminomethyl modification enzyme GidA. The record is from RefSeq and is a predicted model, not a curated record. Gene Ontology annotation, cellular component: cytosol. Gene Ontology annotation, molecular function: flavin adenine dinucleotide binding. The transcript has 9 exons. Gene Ontology annotation, biological process: tRNA methylation; tRNA wobble uridine modification. NCBI's taxonomy places the organism in Eukaryota, Fungi, Ascomycota, Pneumocystomycetes, Pneumocystales, Pneumocystaceae. The coding region runs from base 1 to 2061 and encodes 686 amino acids.
AUGAAAAGCCUAAAUUCUAUUAAUAUUAGUUUCUACAUAAAUAGAAAGGCUUUAUUUACUAGAUUUCUUUUUCAGCGGCGUUUUUUGACUAAUAUUGAAGGAAUACGAACAUUUGACGUAGUAGUAAUUGGUGGUGGCCAUGCAGGUUGUGAAGCUGCAUGUGCUGUUGCUAGAAGUGGAUUAAAUACAGUUAUUUUGACACAAAGUAUUAAUAAAAUUGGUGAAACAUCAUGCAACCCAGCAUUUGGAGGCAUUGGUAAAGGAAUUUUGGUUCGAGAAAUUGAUGCUUUAGAUGGUCUUUGUGGUCGCAUUUCUGGUCUGUAUUUCUAUGGAGAAGUUUGCAUUUUAAUAUAUAAAGAUCUUUCUGGUAUUCAAUUUAAAGUACUUAAUCGAUCAAAAGGACCAGCAGUUUGGGGUCCUAGGGUUCAAAUUGAUCGUCAGCUUUAUAAAAAAUAUAUGCAAGAAGCAUUGAUUGCUUAUAAAAAUUUGAUAUUGUUGGAAGGAACUGCAGUAGAUAUUUUAGUUGAUCCAUUUUCUGAACAUGAGGAUAUUCAUUCUAUGAGCAAAUUUCGUGUUUCAGGUGUUGUUAUUGAUUCAGGUGAAAAGAUAUUAACUAAUCAUGUCAUUAUAACUACUGGAACAUUUUUAAAUGGAGAAGUGCAUAUUGGUUCAAAAACAUUUCCAUCAGGGAGGAUUGGAGAGCCUGCAACUUUUCGUAUUAGUGAUUUUUUAAAAAAAAAAGGAUUUCAUUUAGGACGCUUGAAAACAGGGACUCCACCAAGACUUGACAAAAGAACUAUUAAUUACAAGCAUUUAACUCCUCAAUUAGGUGAUGAGCCACCUGUUCCUUUUAGCUAUUUGCAUUCUUCGGAUAUUGUUAAAAACUAUAUUUUAUGUUAUUCUACUUAUACUACUGAAGAAACUCACAAAAUUGUAAAGGAUAAUUUACAAACAUCAAUUCAUGUGCAAAAUGAUGUUAAAGGACCAAGAUAUUGUCCUUCGAUAGAAUUAAAAGUUAUACGUUUUCCUUCUCGUAAUCAUCAUAUAUGGUUAGAACCAGAAGGCAUAGAUAGUCAUAUAAUUUAUCCAAAUGGGAUAAGUGUUAGUCUUCCUGAAGAGAUUCAACUUAAAAUGUUAAAAAGUAUUCCUGGACUUGAGAAUGUGACAAUGUUAAGACCAGGUUAUGGGGUCGAAUAUGAUUAUGUAGAUCCUAGAGAGCUUUAUCCAACUCUUGAAACAAAACGUAUUAAAGGAUUAUGGCUUGCAGGACAAAUAAAUGGAACAACAGGAUAUGAAGAAGCAGCUUCUCAGGGCUUGUUAGCAGGUAUUAAUGCAAGUUUGUCUGGAAGAAAUCUCCCUCAAAUUACUAUUUCUCGAAGUUCAGCAUAUAUAGGUGUGCUUGUUGAUGAUCUUGUAAAUAAGGGUGUAGAAGAACCUUACAGGAUCUUCACGUCACGAAGUGAAUAUAGACUUAGUGUUAGGUCAGAUAAUGCAGAUCUUAGAUUAACUGAUCUUGGUCAAAAAUGGGGUAUAAUUUCUAAAAAUAGAUGGGAGCAAUUUAUGAAAGAUCGUAAACUUUUAACAGAUGCUAAAGCUGCAUUAGAAGGGCUAGUUUUAUCCCCUCAUGAAUGGAAAUCUCAUAAUAUAUAUGUUAAUGCUGAUGGAAUUAAAAGAAGUGCAAUGCAACUUUUAUCUUAUCCAAACAUUACAGUAGACACUUUUCUUGAUUUUAUACCAAUGUUGCAUGACUUGCCUCCUAAUCUUCGUUCUCGCUUAAAUAUAGAAAGUAUUUAUUCUGAAUAUGUAACUCGACAAGAAUCUGCAAACCGAUUCCUUCUUUUAAAAGACGAAGAAUACAUUUUUCCUCCUGAUAUAAAUUAUAAUACAUUAAAAAGCUUAUCAUCGGAAGAGAAAGAAUUAUUGAAUUUUAUACGUCCACAGUCUCUUGCACAGGCCAAAAGAAUUCAAGGUAUUACGCCAUCAACUCAAUUAGUACUUUUAAAGUAUCUUAUGCAAAAUAAAAAAAGAGAUAAAAAACAUGAAUCAUACGAUACUUUAUGA